CUGUUGAAAUUAUUUUUAAGAAUAUUUUCGCAUAAUUGUAAUUUGUUAUAACGUUUUCAUUGAAAAAGAAUUCUUAAAUUCUAGAAAAUAAUUGAAAUUUAAAAUUUAUAAUGUAGAAAAUUGUUUCAUGAUUAAUAUUAAAAUUCGUGGUCAGUAUUUUAGUGGCAUGGAUUGACUUGAUAGAGAGUGCCUCCUCAAAGAACUCAAGGGCCAGUGAUAAAAGAUGUAUCUGGACCUGUGUGUGUUACGCCCUGAAUCUGUAUUCAGAUAGUAUUUUUAUUUGCCGAUGCUUUUCUAUCAGUGUUUUGUAUAGUAUAGUGUAAAUAACAAUUCUUGUGGCCACGAGUUCAAUGCAUAACGAUUAUUUCAGGUUUAAAAACAACACAAAUAUUGCAGUUUUCACACGGCAGUCAUCGUAACUGCAAACAGCCUGGAUUCUAACUUGAAUUCUUCUCACUCUAAAGCUAUUAGCAUUAUUUUGCAGGACUUGCCUGGCUUGCCUUACCCCAAAUAAAAGUGGAGUGAAAAAACCCAAAUUCAAACUAAUUUAUACUAUUCUUUGAUGUACUUUGAGAUUAUUGAUUCCAUAUGUUAAAUUACACAGAACUGUUCCUAACAUUUUGAAUAGAACUUUUAAGUCCAUUUUUACCAUACAAUCCUUACAUGGAUAGUUUUACACUGUAUAUCUGUUGAAAGCUUAUUUUCUCAUGACUGUUAAGAGGAAACAUGCUUGGGAGGAACUGUCUUUUGACAACUUAACAUGCACAGCAUAGCAUUCACACUCUCCUUAGGUCACAGCUUACAAAAAUAAUUAGCCAAAAAAUCUUACAUGAACUGCACUCAUUCACAGACUGAUCUCCUGAGAUGAAUGUACCACCAGAGCAAAUACUAUACAUGCAUGUAAACUGUUAUCAGCAACCAUAUGUGAUUCAGACCCCCUCAUAUACUUUGUAGAAAAUAUAACACUAACUUUGUUCAGUUUUUAUUUCUUUAUUAAGGGAUAAAAAUGAACUAUGUAAUGAAGAGAAAUGCGUACAAAAAUUUGUUGUAGGAAUAAUACAUUUCCUUCUGGACAGAAGGAAGAGUCUGGUAUUUCAUCUUUCCACGUAAUGUGAUAUAGUGUCAACUCAAAUCUACUCUGGAAACUUGAGUUGAAGUCCGUGGAAAAUGUGAUGGGUUUUUAACAACUGUGGAGGGGACAAAAAUCCAGUUACAGAUAAUGCUGUCUGGUUAAAUAACAGUUUAGAACUCAGACUCAUCACCACGAUCUCAAACUGCCAGCCGUUUUAUGUUCCUUUUCAACGCAUACAUAACCCACGUCUCCCAAUUACAGUUACUGGCAUCCAAAGAAAAAGCAAAUGGAGCAUAUUGAGGAGAUGUCUCAAGAAUGGAUGAGUUGUCUCAGUGAAGUGUACACAGAGGAGGAAGCUGACUUCAUGAACCAGCUGCUUGGUAACUGCUCAAUCCCAGAACAGUUUUAUGAAAGUUUGAACAUGGAAACAAAAGCUCCAAAUGCAGAUUCACAAUCCCAGAACAGUGCUCAUAGUACCAUUGGUUUUUCCUUACAAGAGUUGGGUCUUGAGUCAGGGAGAGAGAAUCUUGCUGACAUGGAUUUGCAGGAUCACAAUGUACGCCAAAUACUAGUUUCUGAACCAGAAAAGGAUAAUAGCAGAAGCAUGGAGAAAUCAGAAAAAAGGUUUAGGAGCUCAUUUGAGGGCCCAGAGAACAAGAGGAAUGUGAAAUCUAAGAAGAAUCCAAAACCAGCUUCUUUAAGGAACACUGAAGAGGAAGCAAGUCCUGACCCUCAGAAUCAGACCUUAAACAGUUGCUGUUCAGAUGAUGACUCCAAAGAUUCUAGAGCGCCAAAGUUAAGUGGAAAAUCAAUAUCUAAUAGAGACCCUGCAACUGAUACACAGAGCGCGUAUGCAAGAAAGAGAAGAGAAAGAAUAAAUGAAAGACUGAGAAUUCUACAGAGUCUGGUCCCGAAUGGAACUAAGGUGGAUAUCAGCACAAUGCUUGAUGAAGCUGUGCAAUAUGUGAAGUUUUUACAGCUUCAAAUUAAGCUUCUGAGUUCUGAUGAUCUGUGGAUGUACGCUCCCAUUGCUUUCAAUGGAAUGAACAUUGGCCUCGAACUUAACAUCAACAUCACAAAACAACAAAAAAAAUGCAUAUCAUAGAAGUGAAAGAAUAUUGAGAGCAGGCAGAAUCAUUCUGUGAUGUUUAUAUAAGCUCUGUUCACAACUAGUGUAUAUCAACGACAAUGGAGACGCAUGAAAUUACUCAAAAUUACUCAACCAUGUGUCUUUCUGAACAACGAUACAUAAACUUCGGUUCAUUUUUUAUUCUUUGAUUGAGCAUUUGCGAA
Molecule: messenger RNA, 2365 nt
Organism: Vigna unguiculata (cowpea)
Lineage: Eukaryota; Viridiplantae; Streptophyta; Magnoliopsida; Fabales; Fabaceae
Biological process (GO): regulation of DNA-templated transcription
Molecular function (GO): protein dimerization activity; DNA-binding transcription factor activity
Source: RefSeq, a predicted model, not a curated record